Molecule: messenger RNA, 1462 nt
Organism: Juglans microcarpa x Juglans regia
Lineage: Eukaryota; Viridiplantae; Streptophyta; Magnoliopsida; Fagales; Juglandaceae
Product: BAHD acyltransferase At5g47980-like
Exons: 1
Coding region: 49-1374 (441 amino acids)
Source: RefSeq, a predicted model, not a curated record
UGAACACCAUUAAUAAUGAAGGAACACAAGCAUACCAAAUAGCUAGCCAUGGAGAUCAAAGUUGAGAUGAUCAAUAGAGAGGCAAUAAAGCCUUCCUCUCCAACUCCUCAUCACCUUAGAUGCUUCGAUCUCUGCCUUUUAGAUCAGCUCCAACCCCAAGUUUAUAUACCAUUGGUGCUAUUCUACUCCAACAACAGUGAUGGCAGUUCUUUUCCCGACCAUUUUGAGGCUGCUGAUAUAUCCCAUAGGCUAAAGACAUCGUUGUCUGAAACUCUGAGCCUUUUCUAUCCACUUUCUGGGAGAAUCAAAGAUAAUGUCUCAAUUGAGUGCAACGACGUUGGAGCUGAUUAUUUGGAAGCUCGAGUCAACUGUCGCCUCUCAGACAUCCUAGAACAACCCGAACAGAAAAUGUUGUACCACUUUCUUCCUAAAGAGAUUGAAUCUCUGCAAGCAAGCACAGAACGUUUGGUUCUAGUUCAAGUUAGCUUCUUCGAAUGUGGAGGAAUGGCCAUUGGCGUGUGCGUUUCCCACAGGGUAGUCGAUGCAGCUGCGACUAGCAUGUUCAUUCACAGCUGGGCUGGCAUGGCUCUUGAAGCGUUUACAGAUGAGGCAGUGCUGCUACCGGAAUUCAGUGCAGCAUCUCGCAUACCACCAAGAAUUGAAUACAAAGUCGCGGCGCCAGCCAUGAGCUUGGUGAACGAGACGACUGUUACGAGGAGGUGCGUUUUCGAUGCAUCAAAGAUUGCAUCACUCAAGGCAAAAGCCGCCAGCGCUAGAGUUGCGCAACCCACACGUGUUGAAGCGGUGUCAUCUCUCAUUUGGAAAUGUGCAAUAACCGUCUCAAGGUCAAAACGCGGAUCUAUAGUGCCAUCUACACUGACGCAAAUGAUGAAUAUCCGCGGAAAGCUUGUCCCGUCAUUUCCAAAAAAUGCUUUUGGGAAUCUCGUGUGGUCUUUUGGGGCACAAACAGCAGAAGCUGAGAUACACUUGGACAGCUUGGUUAUUGAAUUAAGGAAAGGGAAAGAAGCUUUUAGUGAAGAUUAUGCAACAAAAUUACAUGGGAACGAGGCUUUCUCUGUGAUUAGUCAGCAUGUCAAACAGUUUGGUAAGCUUCUCGCCUCAAAGGAUAUGCACCAGAUUUGCUUUUCUAGUUGGUGCCGAUAUCCACUAUAUGAGGCUGACUUUGGGUGGGGAAAGCCAACGUGGGUGACACUUGCUAGUUUGGUGUUCAAGAACGUCGUAGUUCUGAUGGAUACGAGAGAUGGCAGCGGAAUAGAAGCUUGGAUUACUCUUAGUGAAGAAGACAUGGCAUUAUUUGAACACGAGAAAGAGCUGCUUGAAUUUGCAUCCUUCAAUCCAAGUGUUCAUAGUUAAAUGAUAAUCUUUGUUUCAAGUUGUCUGGAGUGUAAUUAGUGUGCUUGCUAAUACUAGGAUUAAUGUAAAAGGUUUAAUAUUUGUUCUA